AUGUCACCAACGAAGUCACCAACGUUUGUCGGCCUAAAGGGCCAAAGCCUCAUCUAUGCUGUAACAUUCACAUGCUCAAUCGGAUUCCUCCUAUUCGGUUAUGAUCUAGGCUUCAUGGGUGGUCUGACAACUUCGCCCACAUUUCUAGAAGUCUUUGGCGACCCCGAAGCCUCAUUACUAGCAUUUCUAGUCUCGUCUUAUGAAGUGGGCGCGUUGCUGGGUGCUUUUUUCCAAUUCGUCAUGGGUGAUCGAUUCGGGCGGAGACCAAACAAUAUGGCCGGCGCAGUGAUAGUCUCAAUUGGAGCGAUUCUCCAAGCCUCAACAUUUAGCUUGGAGCAAUUUCUCAUCGGUCGCAUAGUCGCUGGCUUCGGUCUUGGGAUAAUGACAACUGUGAUUCCCAUCUGGCUAUCCGAAUGCAGCAUGCCUGAAUCUCGAGGCCGCAUGAUGGCAAUGCAGUUGUCUAAUUUGAUUGUCGGGCUUAUCCUAGCUAACUGGCUAGACUAUGGUAUGGAUACUUAUCCAGGCUCCAUACAAUGGCGAUUUCCGUGCGCCUUUCAAAUCAUUUUCUGCUGCAUUACCCUCGCCUGUAUGCCGUUCCUACCCGAGUCGCCACGUUAUCUCUGUGCCAGAGGAGAAAUCUCGCAAGCGAGAAUAUCUCUAGCUGCUCUUCGAGCCAGGUUCCCCGAUGAUCCCGUUGUUGUGGAGGAGUUGAAGGAAAUCCAAUUUGCGCUCUCGGUUGAGGCAGAGGAACAGGGCUCGUGGAGCGAUGUGUUCAAGGAUAACGGGAUUAGCGGAUUCUCACGAAUGGCGAUUGGAUUUGCGGCCAACUUCUUUCAACAAAUGUCAGGGUGUAAUGUCAUGUCUUCGCUUGGGCCAUAUGUCUUCGAAGACUCAAUCGGAAUGUCUCGCCAUAAUGCGAUGCUUGUUUCGGGCGGGCUGCAGGUGUGGUACUUUCUAAGCAGUCUUUUCCCCUGGUAUGCUAUUGAGAAAUUUGGACGACGACCCCUUUUCAUGAUUGGAUCUGCUGGCAUGGGUGUUUGCAUGACCCUUUCUGCUAUUUUUGUCGGGAUCGGAGGACAAAAUCUUGGAUACGGUGCGGCUGUUGUACUAUAUCUUUUCCAGAGCUUUUUCACUCUCGGAUGGCAGUCCAAUAUGUGGAUUUAUCCCAGUGAAAUCCUCCCUCUCAGACUGAGACUACGCGGUGGAGCCCUCGCAGUCGUUUCUCAGUGGAUGUUUACAUUCUUGGUUGUUGAGAUCACGCCUGUUAUGAUCACCAACAUUGGAUACAAGUGCUAUGUUGUGUUUGCAAUCAUCAACUUUGCGACAAUUCCACUCGUCUACUUUACAUUUCCCGAGACUAGCAAAAUGCCACUGGAGGCAAUUGAUUUGUUCUUUGCCGAUCGUGACGGAAAGCGACCAUCUCUCUGGAGAGUGGUUAAGGACUCUCUAGACAAGGAAUUCGUUGCCGGAGUUGAGAGACAGCUGCAGGAGAGAGCGACGAUACGAGCAGAAAAAAAUGAUGAAACGUGUACAUCCGAGCACAAAACAGGGCACCUUGAAUUGGAAAACGCUUGA
Messenger RNA from Penicillium angulare, 1575 nucleotides. Its product is annotated as sugar porter family MFS transporter. Gene Ontology annotation, biological process: carbohydrate transport; transmembrane transport. The record is from RefSeq and is a predicted model, not a curated record. The transcript has a single exon. The coding region runs from base 1 to 1575 and encodes 524 amino acids. Gene Ontology annotation, molecular function: carbohydrate:proton symporter activity. Lineage: Eukaryota; Fungi; Ascomycota; Eurotiomycetes; Eurotiales; Aspergillaceae. Gene Ontology annotation, cellular component: membrane.